Chenopodium quinoa (quinoa) is the source of this 1724-nucleotide messenger RNA. RefSeq lists its product as uncharacterized. The record is from RefSeq and is a predicted model, not a curated record. The coding region runs from base 475 to 918 and encodes 147 amino acids. Lineage: Eukaryota; Viridiplantae; Streptophyta; Magnoliopsida; Caryophyllales; Amaranthaceae. The transcript is spliced from 6 exons.
UCAUUUAGUCCUGCUUUUCCCCCUUUUCAUGCUCCACCAUUAAAUUCUUUCAUUUACUUUCUCUCUCCUUUGAACCAGUCUUUCUCACUAUCACUCCAUCUCUCAUUUCUCACUUUAUUUUCUCUCUCUUCACUCGCCAUUCUGCACCCAUCUCUCCUCCCUCCAUUUUUUUCAGAAUCUGUAGAGACUCUAAAUUUCUAAUAUUAUGAAAUCUUUCAUCAUAUUAGGGUAGUUUCUUCCUAAAUUCCUACUUGCAUUACUUCCUAAAUUCCUAAAUUAAGUUUAACACUCUAAGAAUUGAAAGAGUGUGAUGAAGAGGCUACUGGAAUUUGGGAAGAAAGCAAUGUUCUAUGUUAGGAUUCUUUCUGGUUACGAAGAGCGUCGGAUUUGAUCUUACAUAUUACAGCUUGAGCAGCGUCUUCGAUCUGCACAAGAAAAAAAAAAGAGGCCUCAAGAAAGAUCCCUGAACAAAUUAUGCUGUCUGAAAUUCGAAAAAUGGUGGAAGAAAUGCAAAAUGUAAAUAAGAGGUUGGAAGAGAUGAAAGGUGAUAUUAACGAGUAUUUCAAGCCAGUUGACAAGGAAGUGGGAGUUCUUAUGGAUACGCAGAUGGAGAAAGACAAAGAAAAGAUGGAAAUGAUGGGUUCCAUGUAUAAACAAGCUCUGAUUGAGAAAGCUGAAACACAGGCAGCUGGAGAUGUAAACAGUGCUAACCAAGCGAAUAUGGAAACAAUGAGUGCCAUGUUCAAACAGGCUCUGCUUGAGAAAGCUGAAGCAGAGGUGGCCGCUGAAAUGAAGAAGUCACAAAAAGAACAAAAUCUUCCUCUCUCUAAACAAGACAUUGCUUUGUGGACUGAUUGGACUCCCUCCAUCAAACGGCAUCCUUCCACAAUCGUCAAUGCAUACCAAGAGCCUUGCUAAUCUCAAGAAGCAUUUGAUUGGGAAGAAGAUGGUAGAGUCUGCAAAACAAAAUAUAAAGAAUAAUGCUAGCAGUACUGAAAUAUAUGGCCAGAUGCAAGAUAUUUUCAUUGAAAUGGAUCAAAGUGCUGAUCCUCAUCAAGUUGCCAAAGAGCUUAGUGAGCUGAAACAGGCAGUCAUGAAGGGAGACAAAAAAGAAGGCAAGGACAACAGUACAGCCAGUACUUUUAGACUUGAUCAAAUCGAUGCUUAUUUGCCAGUUAGAGUCAACGAGCAGAGAGUUAGUAACCUCUUACAGUCGGUCCUUGUAGCAGGAGCUGUAUUUGCUAUGCCCGUGAUCAAGUUGAUACCUACCUCGGUUCUUUGAUAUUCAAAUCCUGAAGUACAUUCAAGUGGUCUAAUUCAAUUGAUGGUUUUAUAUUGUGUUUACAGUAUAAAUAUGUUUAUUAGGCUUUUAGAUUUUGUUUUUUGGGUGUUUGAAUUCUGUGCUUGGUAAGGGAAUAAUAUAGUGAUAGGACUGCACAUAUUUAAUUAAUCAUAUUUUUAGUAUUUCAGCUCUAUAAGAGCAUUACCCCCUUAGUCUCUAGCUGAAAAAGUAUUUUUAUAAUUAUCUUAGUUUAAUUUGUCCCAAUUAAAGUAGGCUUUAUUAAUUGACAUCUUGUUGGGUUUAGCUUAAUGGUUGUGCAUAAGCUGUCGGAAUCAAGAAGGGAGUUAUGGACAAAUUAGUUAAUUAGUUGAGUGUAAUAUGCAUUAGUAGUUGUUUUAGGCAUUGUCAUGAUAGCUAUGGCCAAUUAAAAGGGUCUUGCCAC